Nasonia vitripennis (jewel wasp) is the source of this 2015-nucleotide messenger RNA. RefSeq lists its product as uncharacterized. Lineage: Eukaryota; Metazoa; Arthropoda; Insecta; Hymenoptera; Pteromalidae. The record is from RefSeq and is a predicted model, not a curated record. The transcript has 6 exons. The coding region runs from base 240 to 1961 and encodes 573 amino acids.
UUCCGGUGCGCCUGAUUGCCGGGGAGCGAUGCCUCUCGACAGCCGCGCGAACGAUCGUGCGCGCCUGUCAUUAGCCAACGGCGGCGGUCCCUCGAGUUCAUUCCAAAGCUAUUACAUUGGCGCGCGGCUCGACAGAUCCGCGGCGUGCGGGGCAUAUAUGUUGCGAUUUUUCCUCGAGUUCAUUCAUUCGUUAUACCUAUGUAUACAUCAGUAUAACCUCUCAGAGCUGAAGAGCGACGAUGUCUCAUCUCCGAAUGUCCACGCUCGACGACGGGAAUAACGGCGAGAAGCGAGUUCCACGCAGGUUCAGCAGGAGAGUCGUCGACGUCCUGCUGCUCAACGUCUACGCGAGCGAGAGUCACCUGUGCGACGCUGAUAAACUGCAGCUUUCUGCGGAGAGCGUGAACAGAGCUUUCGCGAGCUUGAGGAAAGUCUUUUCCAAAUCCGAAAGCUCGACCGCGUUUUCGCUGGACGAUGAGUGCGCGUCGGAGUCGCCGGUGCAGGCCGUCGUCGAGAUUAAAACGUCGCGUUCGGCUCUGCUGUCCAAGUACCUCGAGGACUACCGGCUGAUGAGCGAAAAUUCACUGUGCAAAAGGAUGAUGAAGAUCGCACGCAUCCGGCCUAUAAUAUUCGCCGCGGGUCAAAGUUGGCCAAUCGCUCGGGACGCGUCGGAGAGCCCGCACGGAUCGGAUUUCGAAGAAAUAACCGACUUGCUUGAGAAAUUGAAGGUCUACCUGUCGCGCCGAUGCCGGAGGCUGGAGAUGCGACCCGGAGGGCAGAGCUCGAUCAGCACGCAAACCUCGUCGCCCAGCCCCUGCGACAAGGGGAUUCAGUGCUCGAAGAGAACCGAGUUCCUCAAAGUCUCCCCGAAUCUGAAGUUCUUCUCGCGGUCGUCUCUCGUGAUGAACGUCGAGUCCGAGGAGAAGUGCUCGGCGGAGAAGCAAAGGCGGAACUCGUCGACGUCCCUCGAGUACGUGGCCAGCUACAGGCCGGAGUUUCCCCGGAGGCUGCGGAGCUUCUCUUCCUCGGCGAUAUCCGGACCGCGAGCUUCGCCCCAGAGGACGAGAGCUUCCAGACGACGAGUCUCGGAUCGACUGAAGGACAGCAUCAGACAGACGGCGAACGAGUUCCUGCGCUACUCGAACUUCGUCGAGGACGACCUGGUCUCGAUUCGCCGGCACAGGAACAAGUCCCGCCACGACGACGUGCUCGCCAUGAAGAAGGUCUUGCUGGAGGACUACAUAACCGAGGUGAAGGAGAUCAUCCACUCGGAGUCGCGCAGAGUCGAGGAGGAGCGGGAGGCUCGGAUCCUCGAGAGCGUCAAGAGCCGCAUGGACCGGGACCUUCCGACGACGCGGAGAGACAGCUGGUGCUCGCUAGAGGACAACCGUCGCCGGCGCGGACUGUCCCCGUGCACCUCCUACGAGUCGGCUCGCUGCUGCCUCGGCGAGGGCGACCGACUGCUGAGCUGCGAGGCUCUGGUGCUGUGCGCCGGCUGCAGCCUCAGGGCGAGGAAGAGGAUCGCGAGGGUCAACAGCUGCGCCUCGUGUGGGGAGGAGAAAGUCACGAAAUCCAGUCGCUCGGUCGACUCGGGCGUCCAGCUGGACUGUCCCUCGUCGGGGGACACAGGACGGGAGGACGACACCAAGGCGGAAAACAACGACGAGCUUCUCUGCCAGAGGGUGGAAAACGCCGUGAGGAAGUUCACCGAGGAGCUGAUUCUCUGCGAGAGACGGGCGCGCCAUCGAUCGAGGUCCGCGCGCAGGGGACUGCUGCUGCGACACAGGCGCAGGUCGCGCACAGCAUCGCCGACGACGACGACGCCGGAUCAAAGCAGCAGCGCCGGCCUCAAUUACCCGAGGAAUUCGAGCGACGACGAGGAGGAGAACAUCACCGGGAUAUCCACGCCGUCCCUCAUCUCACUGUCGGACAGAUCGGACUCGGAGGAGCUACCUUCUUGAUUUAAUUGUUAAUUUCGUUACAUAUAAAUUGUGUUUUGCUGUGUUUCAAAUUAA